This is a messenger RNA of Osmerus eperlanus (European smelt), 2926 nucleotides long. It is a transcript of the gene aoc2, whose product is annotated as amine oxidase copper containing 2. Gene Ontology annotation, cellular component: plasma membrane. Bases 43 to 2319 code for a protein of 758 amino acids. Gene Ontology annotation, biological process: amine metabolic process. NCBI's taxonomy places the organism in Eukaryota, Metazoa, Chordata, Actinopteri, Osmeriformes, Osmeridae. Gene Ontology annotation, molecular function: quinone binding; copper ion binding; primary methylamine oxidase activity. The record is from RefSeq and is a predicted model, not a curated record. The transcript is spliced from 4 exons.
UUCAUUCCCAAAUAUUGCAUCUCCUAGAUCGUCUUAUGCGUAAUGGUCGCUCAGAGGAUGAAUUCAUUGCUGAAAUGGACAGCGAUACUCAUUUGCCUAUCUUCCUUUAUCCUAAACAUCGUGCUAAUAAGCCUUAAUUCAAAUAAGGAGCCAAAAUGCACUUCGAAGCCGCUCCAUCCUUUGAGGGGCCAGCACAACCCGCGUAGCGCCGUCUUUGCCGACUUGUCUGCAAAUGAAUAUCUACAAGUGCGCGACUACAUGCUUAAUCUGAAAAACGUGGACAUUUCGAAUCGUAAUAUUACCGAUCCCUCCAAAAACUUCUUGUUUUUAAUUGAUCUCUCUUUGCCGAAGAAAAUGGAUGCCCUGCGCUACCUAGAUAGUAACGGGCCCAAACCAGUAAGGGAGGCGACCGUCGUGGUGUUCCACGGCAGCCAGGGAAACAUCAAGGAGUACGUGGUGGGACCUCUUCCACAUCCGAAAUACCACCACGAUGUCACCAUGAAGAAGUACAAAACCGAGUUGCCUAUCAACGCGCGAACAGUCACAAUUGGGGAGUAUGUCGUUCUUUUUAAGUUUCUCGACAAGGAGGUAUUUUCGAAACUUGGUAAAAUCAUGAAAGAAAGUUUUAAUGUCAGCAAAGAAAAUAACUUGAAUGCUUUUGAGGGAAUGCCCAGAGGUGUCCAGUCGGGCGACAGACACACGUGGAUAUCUUUUUUCAGGGAUUUGAGCGGGAUGUACAUACACCCCGUAGGAUUCGAAGUCUUGGUCAACCACAACAGCACAGACUCAUCCAAUUGGAAAGUUGAGAAGGUGCUUUACAACGGAAUAUAUUUCAACAGUGUGGAGGACCUGAAAAAACAAUACGAGUCAGGGAAUGUAGCUAAAAUAGUCUUUAAAUCUAUUCCGAAUUAUGCAUCGUUGAAACUUAAAAGUAAACCAACAGGAUUGAGCCCACAGCAAUAUUACGCACAAGGCAAACGCUUUAGUGUCCAUGAUAAUCAUGUCAUAUACCUCGACUGGAGUUUUGCGUUUGGGUUAAGUUCACUUACCGGUAUGAGAGUUUUUGACGUCAAUUUCAAGGGGGAGAGAAUAGUUUAUGAACUAAGCGUACAGGAGGCAAUGUCGGUGUAUGGUUCUGUCACACCAGGGAUGAUUCUGACAAAGUUUAUUGAUUCCAGCAUCGGAAUAGGGCGCUUUGCUCACGAACUCGUCCGAGGAAUAGAUUGUCCAUAUGAGGCAGCAUACAUUGACACCUACCGAUACAUCGACAUCGGUACCCCCCAGCGAUUUAGGAAUUCUAUAUGCGUUUUUGAGCACAAUACCGGCCGUCCUCUUAGGAGGCAUUUUUCUGACUUUUUUCAUAAUGGUUAUGGUGGACUAGUUAACAGCGCCUUGGUGUUUCGGACAAUCACAGCCAUAGGCAACUAUGACUACAUAUGGGACUUCAUCUUUUACCAAAGUGGUUCAAUUGAGGCCAAGGUGCACGCCACGGGAUACAUCUCUUCAUCUUUCAAAGUGGACGGCAGUUUAAAAUACGGCCACCAGGUGGCGGAAAAUACAAUUGGAAACAUCCAUACCCAUUUCAUCAAUUUCAAAGUUGACUUGGACAUAUUAGGUGUUAAAAAUGUGUUCCAGACCAAGGACAUGAAGUAUGUGAAGGUGCCACUGCCCUGGAAGCCAGAGCGCUCUGCCAUGGUUCCACAGCUGGUGGAGAAGCAACUGAAGACGGAGCAGGAGGCUGCACUCCGCCACGACACCAAGACGCCACGUUACCUCCACAUUGCCAGCAAUCGCACCAACCGAUGGGGCCACCAGCGUUCAUACCGCAUCCAGGUGGUCACCUUCGCUGGGGAACCCCUUCCAGAGGCAGAACCAGAGGAGAAGUCCAUGUCUUGGGCUAGGUAUAAAGUGGCCAUUACCAAGCACAAGGACUCAGAGCAGACGAGUAGCAGUCUGUACAAUCAGAACAACAUCUGGACUCCAGCAGUCGACUUCAGCAAGUACAUUGAGGACAAUGACAGUAUCGAAAAUGAGGACCUGGUUGCCUGGGUAACCGCUGGCUUCCUUCACAUCCCUCACGCUGAGGACAUCCCUAACACAGUUACCGUGGGGAACGGGGGCGGGGUCAUCCUGAGGCCUCACAACUAUUUCGAUGAGGACCCAUCCAUCCACUCUCAGGAUGGGGUGUACAUCGCACCUGGCUCAGAGGAGAGUUGUGAGAACAACAAGAUGGCCUGCUUGGCUGAGGACACCUGCAGCCCUGCCCUCGAACCCUUCACCUACCAUGGCUUUGAGGGAACAAUGAAGUUUGAGGAGUGACACUCUAAAUCUGCUGGGUACACUUGUUUAGCUUGAUCUCACAUAGAGAUCUUGGGUAGUAACAGACAUCCUUCCUCUGCACUUACUAAUUAACAUUGUUAUGAACACCACAUGCAUACAUGUACUUAUGCAUUAACAUAGAGACGAUUUAUCUCCCACAUUUUAUUAACUCUAGUCAUCCUUAUAACCACUGCCUACACUUUUUAAUUUUUCUUUAUUGCGCUGAAUUUGACUAAUUUUAACAUUGUUAUGAACACCACAUGCAUACAUGUACUGAUGCAUUAACAUAGAGAUGAUUUAUCUCCCACAUUUAUUAACUCCAGUCAUCCUUAUAACCACUGCCGACACUUUUUUAUAUAUAUUAUUUUACAUAAUAACAUUAUUUGUUGGUUGCCUGUGUAUAGAUGCACAAUGUUUUUUGUAUUUGAACAGCUGAUGGUGUAUGAGUCCAAGACAAAUUUUCAUCAGAACAAUAAAAUCUAUCACAAGUGUGUGAUUGAUAUAGGACACCUCAUUUUAGAUUUUACAUUGUUCUUUUUAACUUCACAAAUAGCAUACAAAAGUAUGUAUGUGUUUAUAAAAUAAAGGCAGUUGUUUGUUAAAAUGG